This is a messenger RNA of Hansenula anomala, 1002 nucleotides long. Its product is annotated as malate dehydrogenase. Gene Ontology annotation, biological process: tricarboxylic acid cycle; malate metabolic process. NCBI's taxonomy places the organism in Eukaryota, Fungi, Ascomycota, Saccharomycetes, Phaffomycetales, Wickerhamomycetaceae. The transcript has a single exon. Gene Ontology annotation, molecular function: L-malate dehydrogenase (NAD+) activity. The record is from RefSeq and is a predicted model, not a curated record. Gene Ontology annotation, cellular component: cytoplasm. The coding region runs from base 1 to 1002 and encodes 333 amino acids.
AUGAAAGUCACAGUCUGCGGUGCCGCUGGUGGUAUUGGCCAACCUUUAUCUUUACUAUUGAAACUUUCCCCUUAUGUUACUGAACUAUCUCUAUAUGAUGUCGUCAACUCUCCAGGGGUUGGUGCUGAUCUAUCUCAUAUAGAUACAAACACCAAAAUCCAAUCUUUCCUCCCUGAUAACGAUGGCUUAUCAAAAGCUUUACAAAAUACUGAUAUCGUCAUUAUCCCUGCCGGUGUCCCAAGAAAACCUGGAAUGACCAGAGAUGAUUUAUUUGCUAUAAAUGCAGGUAUCGUUAGGGAUCUAGCUCAAGGUGUUGCUUCUUUUGCUCCAGAUGCCUUUGUAUUGGUUAUUUCAAAUCCUGUCAACUCUACUGUUCCAAUUUUUGCUGAAGUUUUGAAGAAAAAUGGUGUUUUCAAUGCUAGAAAAUUAUUUGGUGUUACAACCCUAGAUUUAGUUCGUGCAAAUACUUUUAUUUCUCAAUUAUCAAAUGAUUCUUUGAACCCAGAAAACUUGAAAAUUCCAGUUAUUGGUGGUCAUUCUGGUGAUACUAUUGUUCCUUUAUUUUCUUUGGGAUCUCCAGAAUUUUAUAAAUCCUUAUCAAUUGAACAACGUGAUGCACUAAUACACCGUGUUCAAUUUGGUGGUGAUGAGGUUGUUCAAGCUAAAAAAGGGAUGGGAUCCGCAACUUUAUCAAUGGCUUAUUCAGGUUUCAAAUUAGCUGAAGAAUUAAUGAAGGCUAUAAAAGGUGAUUCUUCAAUAGUGGAUUCAAGUUUUGUUUAUCUAAGUGAUGAUAUUAAAGGUGCUAAGGAAGUCAGACAAUUGUUACCAGACUUGGAUUAUAUCUCAUUACCUGUUAAACUAAGUGCAAAAGGUGUUGAAUCUAUUGAAAUUGACGUUUUAAACAAGAUUAAUGAUCAUGAAAAAGAAUUAUUAAAUGUUGCAAUUGACCAAUUGAAAACAAAUAUCUCAAAAGGUAUAAAUUUUAUUAAAAACCAAGCAUAG